Ipomoea nil (Japanese morning glory) is the source of this 2193-nucleotide messenger RNA. RefSeq lists its product as uncharacterized. Gene Ontology annotation, molecular function: catalytic activity. Lineage: Eukaryota; Viridiplantae; Streptophyta; Magnoliopsida; Solanales; Convolvulaceae. The transcript is spliced from 2 exons. The coding region runs from base 1 to 2193 and encodes 730 amino acids. The record is from RefSeq and is a predicted model, not a curated record.
AUGGAGACUAAAGUGGCACGAGAUCAUGCGGAACGGUUACGUGUUAAGAUUGGCUAUGAAGGACUGUUUUGUGUUGACAGUGAUGGUUUAAGUGGUGGUAUAGCAUUGCUGUGGAAGAAGAAUUGUACGGCACGACUAAUCAGUUACUCAACGAACUAUGUUGAUGUUGGGGUAACUAUUGCAGGCUUUCCUGAAUGGCGAAUGACGGGAUAUUAUGGGUUUUCUGAACGAACGAGACGCACUGAGUCUUGGGAUCUUCUGAGAACGCUUUCGGGUAGGUCAAAUCUCCCGUGGGUUGUUAUUGGAGAUUUCAAUGAUCUAUUAUAUCAGAAUGAGAAGAGAGGGGGAAAUCCGCAUCCGAACAGCCUCCUACGCGGUUUUGGGGAAGCUAUUGAGGAUUGUUGGGUUGCUCAGUUGCCUAUGGUUGGCUAUCCGUACACAUGGGAGAAGGGGAAGGGGAUAGUAAACUGGAUGGAGGAGAGGCUUGAUAAAGUAUUAGUGACGGAGGAGUGGCGGAGUAUGGUGAUGGGGGCAAAGGUGAUGAAUCUGAGAACCCGGAAGUCCGAUCAUUCGGCUCUCUUUUUGGGGAUCCAAGAUUAUACUAGUCUUGGGCCUCGUAGGAGAGGAUUUCGGUUUGAGAUGGCCUGGUUGCACGAUGAAGGGUGUAGGAAUGUGGUAGAGCAGUCUUGGCAGGAGGGGAGGGGCCAGGGAUUGCAGAACUGCAUUCAGUACUGUGGGACCCGGUUAACACGAUGGGGUGGAGACCGGCAUCAUAAGUACGGAAAACGAAUUAAGGAACUCACAAGAGAGCAGCACCGACUGAGGGGGCAUACUGACCCGGCUUCCCUAGCUGAGUUCCGGCGUCUAGAGCAGCUGUUAAGCUGUACUGAAGCUCAGGAGGAUGCCUACUGGAGGCAGAGAGCCAAACAACAUUGGCUGAAGGAGGCGGACGCUAAUACGAAGUUUUUUCACAGGUAUGCCUCUCACCGAAAAAAGAAGAAUACUAUUUCUAGAUUGAUGAAUGAUAAUGGGGUUUGGGUUGAGGGGGAUCCUAUGAAAAAUAUUAUUCUGCAGUACUAUAAUGGUAUCUUUUGUGCGGGAACCCCGGGAACAGGGGAGGAGUUUUUUGAGGGAAUUAUCCCGCGUAUUACGCAGGCACAGAAUGAGUCAUUAUUGCGCCCGUUUGAACUUGAUGAGAAAACCCCGGAAUAUGUCACUGACUUACGGCCUAUAGCCCUCAGUAAUGUGGUCUAUAGAGUUAUGGCAAAAAUGUUGGCUAACAGAAUGAAGCCAUUAAUGGACGGAGUAAUAUCUGAGUCACAGAGCGCAUUUAUCCCAGAUAGACUAAUAAUGGAUAAUAUAUUAUUAGCUGCAGAAGUGGGACAUUUUCUGAAUAGGAAGCAAUGUGGAGUGGGGGGAUGGAGUGCUCUAAAGCUAGAUAUGGCGAAAGCAUAUGAUCGGGUUGAAUGGUCUUUCUUGCGAAAGAUGAUGUUAGCGCUGGGUUUUCAUGCUGGUUGGGUGGAGGUGAUUAUGAAGUGUGUAACCUCUGUCUCAUAUAAUAUUCAGGUGAAUGGUACGAAGUGUGAUCCAAUUAUACCCACUCGUGGAAUAAGGCAGGGGGAUCCUUUGUCCCCAUAUUUAUUUAUUAUCUGUGCAGAGGGCCUAUCUAUGAUGUUACAGCGGGCACAUAAUGUUGGAUUAAUACAUGGCUGCAGGGUAACACGAGGAGCCCCACCGAUUUCUCACUUGUUUUUUGCUGAUGAUAGUUUGUUGUUUUUUAAAGCAAAGGCAGAGGAAGCAACUGAGGUUAAGAAAUGUCUGUCUGAUUAUGAGGGGUUAUCUGGCCAGGCAAUAAAUUACCAUAAGUCCAGUAUAUGCUACAGCAGGAAUACUAGUAGCGAGGAUAGGCAAAGUGUGGCUCAGAUUCUGGGAGUGACACAGACACCAAAUUUUGGAAAGUAUUUGGGACUUCCCUCUUUUGUUGGAAGACACAAGAAAGCAGUUUUUGCGUAUGUGGAGGAUAAAAUUCGUCAAAGAAUUGGGUCAUGGAAUAAAAAACUGCUAUCACAGGCGGGGAAAGAAAUCCUCUUGAAAACUGUAGCACAAUCUAUGCCUACGUUUUCAAUGAGUGUUUUUUUGUUACCUGUAUCGGUUUGUACGGCAGUGGAGAGGACAAUGAAUCGGUAUUGGUAG